UCGAGCUCGACUUUUUCCCGCUGACCGAGAGCACGAGCUGGAGCUGGAACUGAAGCCCAGAAAAGAAGAGGAAGAACCCAGAACCAGAAGCGGGAACAGGAGCAGGAGGAGAAAGUAAAGAAAGUAGGAGCAGGGGAGUGGAGAAAGAGAGAGAAAGAGAGUGAGAGCGUAGAGCGUAGAGGACCCAGCAGCCAGUUCGCCGAGCAGUGAAAUUCGAGGCGGGGCGUGAAGGAAGUGGGUGUACGAGUGCGAGUACGACUGCGACUACGACUACGACUACCAUAAAGUGGAAAUCCGAAACGCCUUGAGGAGAGGCAGCGACGUUGGCCGAGGCAGCGACUGCGACGCCGGCAGCGGCAGAGGGACACGCGUCAGGCGGCCAAGCAAAAGGCAGACAAACAGGCAAAUCCUGCUGAGACGACACGACGAGUCCUUGCUCGUCGGUUCAAACGUGCGGAACACUCUUGGAGGCAGCCGAAAAAAAGAAAAUACCACUAGAAGCAAAGCUAGUCCACAAAACACCACUCACACUCAACCCAAAACAAGGGAAAGUUUUCACCACAAAAUAAUAAUAAUACAAAAGAAAGCUAAACAAAGCAUUAUUAUUCCCAAGAAACCCAAAAAACAAUAUUUUCGAAAAAUAUCCCAAGAUAUAUUCAUCCAUUCAAGUGCAGUGACUCGUGUGCAAAAGUUAUCCAACCACAAAACCCCCCAAAAAAAAACUAAGUGCCGCAAGCUGAGAGAGCUAAACACGAAAAAAGUGCUAAAAGUUCCUUAAAAAAUAUUAAUAACAAAAAACAAAAUAUUUGUUCAACUGCUUAUAAAAAAUAUACAAAUUAUACAACAAAAAUAUUCUUUGCAUUUUAACAAAACGUAUAAGAGAGCAGCUCAAAAAAACGAAAGAGGAAAACCAAAGUGCCGUGGAAAAACUAACUAAUAAGCUUACUAAAAAAUAUAUAAACGAACGACUGGCCAGUGUGGAAAAGCUUUAUAAAAGGCCUACAAAAGUUAAAUCAAAACCCCAAAGAACUGGAACUGCUUACCGAAAAGCCGACGGAAGACAGCAACUAGUUGUUGUCAGAGGCCAACAACCAGGUUCAAACGGCCAUAUACCUAUACCCAUAUAGGAACCCAUACCUAUACCGACUCUCCGACUUCACCUACCCAAGCGGAACCCAAACUCCCUGGCCAGAGUAGACAAUUGAUUAUUGAUUUUGUCUAAGGCUGCAGAACUUCACAGCUUAACGCAAAACAAACUUGGCAGCAGGGCAACAAAGGGCGACGAAAGACGGGGGCAAAAAAAAAAUACCAGUGACAAGAAAGGGCCGUUGAAAGGCAGCCUGAAAAACCGGAAAAAGUGGGUAGUACCUCGGAAAACUGCUCCGGUAUCGGCCAGUGUUGUGCAAUGCCAGGCUUAGGCCGGCACAGUGUUGGUCAGCGGUGUGGGGCCUAAAGGCCCAGGCCGAAAAGCAUCGAAAUCCCAUAUAGAGAAACAAUCUUAAAGUCGGGACUUUCCCCCACCACCACCACCACCACCAGCCCCUAAGACACCACCUGCCACCAGACUAUCACCACCCACCCCCCGAAUAGAUUUCUUUCCUCCCCCCCCGGGUAUACCCAUCCAGAACCGCCAAGAUAAGCCGUCUAAUCGAGAAGCUGCGCCAGACCAACAAACGGAAAAUGUUCUGCUCGCUGGCCCAGACGCUCUUCUGCGUCCUGCUCAUCCAGGGCGGCCUCUAUGCCCUCCACCUGAGCGGAAACGGAAAUGGCAAUGGCAACGAGAAGUCCCUGGGUGAGGCCAAGGCGGGCCAGGUGCCCAGCCAACCGCUGGGACCCUCGACGGGAGUGUCCGCCGCCUGGCAGACGGCUCCCUCGCAACAGCAGCAGCACCAGCAGCAUCCCGGAGGAUCUCCGCCGGGCGGUGGAUCCCUUUCCGCAUCCUCGUCCCAUGGCCACCGGUCUGCGGCGGCGGCCGCCUUCGAUGCCACCACCGUGCGGCUGAACAAGGAGAUAGCGGACAUGGCCCAGCUGGAGCGGGAGCGACUGAUGCUCCUGGCCCGCGCCAAGCAGACGGCGGAGCAACAAGCACCGCCGGCGGGCAGCCAUCAUCGUGGCCAUCCCUUCAUCGCCGGCCGGAUACAGAUGCAGCCCAGCGAGGAGCUGGACGUGGGCGACUAUCCCGCCCUGCUGCAGCAGGCCGCCAGGGGCUACAUCUUCGGCAAUGUCCAGAAGCAGCCGCCCACUCCGAUCAGCCUGGAGCAGGAUUACGAACAGCUGCGGGAUGUGGACAACAGGCCCGUAAAGUACUACGGCCGAGUGGUGCAGCCGGCGGAGAGGGAAGAGCCGGCGGAGUACGAACCACUGCACUCCUUCGGCGACUUCGAUGACUUCUCGGAGCUGGAGCCGGAACAGGCGGAGCCGCACUUGGGUGAAGAUGAGCUGCUGCGGGAACUGGAUGCCUAUCAGUAUCACGGCCUGGAGGACGAGCCACUCCCAGAGAAUCCCUACCGCACUCUGGAGCAGCUGGAGCUGGCCGCACCCGACUCCCUGCAACAGCUCUUCGAGCAGGAGCAGGAGCAGCGAGAUGCCCCCUACAAGGGGACGCACUCCGCCGGCAAGGUCCACAACCCGGGUAACUACAACAUAAGGGUGCAGCAGAAGUGGGCCAGGAAGCGAAAUGGUCAGGGAGUAGCGCAUAAUCCGGAGGCGGAGAAGCAGCUGCAGCGCCAGAUCUUUGCCCAGCACUUCAAGCCGCAAAGGAGUGGCAAACUAUCGCUUUCGGCCAACUCAGAGGCCACGGCCAGCAAGCACCUGAAGCCAUCCAGUCGCUCCGGCUCCAAGGAUACCGAGAAGCCCCAUAAUGAGCCACUAGGAGGCAGUGCCUCCGGCUCCACCUCCAAUGGCAAACAGGCGAACGGCGAUGGAAAUCCUAAGCAGCAGGCGGAGCAGCAGCAGCAGCAGUCUCAGCUGGACAAAAAGGAUCCCAGCCACAAGCGAUCCGGGUCGGGAUCAGCGGGAUCCGUGGGAUCGCCAGGAGGCGGCUACUCCGCGCAGCCACCCAUCUCCCACAGCAUAGCCAGCCAGCUGAUGCUGCGCACCGCCCGCGGUCAACGGCAGUACGAUGUGCCACAAAUCGAAUGUCCCACCGCCAUGGAUGGCAUGGAGCGUUUUGCCUGCCCAAUUCCCGACCGGCAGGGCAGGUAUCGCUGCAUAGACGAUCAUGUGCUGUGCGAUGGCUUCAUCGACUGUCCCGAUGGCGAGGACGAGGACCGGAGAUCCUGCAUGUUCUACAAGACGACGAAGGCUCACUUGGACGUGUUAGCGGAUGCGUUACUACGCUGGGCGCGAGGGCGUUAAGCCCCAACCAUCUAAAGAGUCACUCUAUAAGACAGCAAACACACACCCUACCACACACACAAGAUACACCUAGAACACCUAGAGCUCCUAGAACUUCAAACAUGAAUGUCAAAAAAAUUAGUUAUAACUUGUCCCCAGUCAAGCGAAACCCCCCAUUAAGUUUAAACAUUUCUCGAUAAAAACACAAACACACAGACAAGCCAACCACCCGCCUGUCCUUUGACAUGAGAUAAGAUUCCCCAAAAAAACUCCUAAAAAAACCCCUAACCAAUACCCAAAAAUAAGAACAAAAACCCAGCCUGCAAUGAGCUGAAUGGAUUGCCAAGUAAGAGAACCGAAAGCUAUGAUUAAAAACAAAAUGAGGCAGCAAUUAUGCUUAAACAAAAGGUAUGAUUAUUAUUACACUAUUAUUAUUAAAAAAAAUUAACUUAAUGAAAGCCCAAGAACAAAAAGCAGUUAUACAUACUAAAGCUAAAUUAUAAUUCAACAAAACCAAAAAAGAAAAAAAACCAUCCAAAAUAAGACAAAAUCGAAGACGUUUUUUUUCGUUUCUAAUUUGUUUCGCAGGAACAGAGCUAAAUAAUGAGGAAAAACAAAAUUGGGCCUAACUAUUUUUAGUAUAUAUUAAAUAAAUAUAUUAUAAAUAUAUCUUACUAUAUGAAAUAUAUAUUUCGUGUACAUUAUUUAAUUAUAAGUGUAUUAAAGUUUAAAUGUUAAAUAAACCAAAAGAAAUGAAAUCAAAACGAAGCAAGCGGAAGAAAGCGAUAAAAACAUGAUGAGGCAAGCGAGCAGAGGAUGAAUGAAAUUAUAUAUACAUAUACACAGAAAAAACAGACAUUAAAUAUAUAUUAAUAGUAUACAUAUACCAAUAACAAACAAAUAUACAAUUGAAGGAAAAUAUUGCAUUAGGUUUUAUUGCUGAUAACUGAACAAGCUAACGAGUGCAAUAUAAUAUACUUAUAUACAAUGCAAUAACAGCCAGAUUAGCGACAAAAAAACAAACAUUUACAACUUAGAAGAUGAAGCAAAACAUUUACAUAAAGAAAAAGACUUGACUUCAUUGAAACCCCCAGUUUUGUUCGAUAGUUGAGGCCUCAAAACCCCAAAAAACCUAUUUAUUUUGGUUUACAGUUCUCUCAUUGUUAAAACUACGUUUGCCAUUACAGAUGAUUUGCUCGGUUUUUUAUUUUUUUCAUGUGUGUAAAUAAUACUUUCGAUUAUCAGCCUUAUUUGCCUGUAAAGAUCUGUCCCAACUUUACCAAAGAUUUUUAUUUCGUUCAUGGGUGACAACAGUUCUCACGGAAACGGCAGCUAUCUGUAGUUAAGUAAAUUUAUUUACAUAAUUAAAGUAUAUUUAAAUAACAAUGGACUUAUAAAUAUACAUAAAACGAUAAGCUUAUAAGCGAAACAAAAAGCUUGUACAAAUGCUAACUAACACUAUUCCAUUCUCGACCUUUUUAACCAAGUCACGAAUGUUUUUAUUCCCACUCAUUUCGUAGGUUUUUUGUAUCAUUCGCGCAAUAUUCUUUCAAUUGGAAACGCUGAAAAUUCAACCUUACGCCAAUAAUGUUCUGAUCAAUGAUAAUUGUUCGCUAUUAUUAUGCCUGUAAAGGGGCCGAGUUCCCAAACACAAUCAAUCAAUUAAGAAAUACAAUCAAGCAAAUUUUUAAGCCGAAAUUUACGAAUUAAAAUUUUUAAACGGUUGUGUAUGCCAACAAAUAACAAUGGAAGGAUAAACGCGAAAAACUAAGUGGCGAAUUAACAAUAAUAAUGUGUACCCUCGAAAGCGAUUUUCACAUAUAUUGUAUUUCCUGCGUUUCCCCCUGAAUUUCCCAUUUUAUUUUCCCUUUUUCCAUUCAACCGUUGACUUUACGCACUUUAGUCAAUCGUUUAUUGCUGUUAAUUUUUUAAUCGGCCCAAAGUAUGCAUGUUAUUUAAUGGAUUUGUGUAAAAAAAACCUAUAUAUGUUUAGUUACUUAAAACGGAAUAACAUAUGAAAUUGCGAGCAAUAAAAUUUCAUAUCUUAUACACAGUACGUAUAUAAAAUCGCAAACAAAUUAUAUAAAAAUCUAAUUGAGAAUACGUUUACGAAUAAGUUUUUAUUUCACAUCGAUCCCCAACCUCCUGCCCUCCUAUAUCAACGAUCUUCGUUAUUAACCGAAAAGUAUAAAUAGGAGACAGCCUUGGUGUUUUCUUUUAAUUGAUUGAUAAUGAUUCAGUAAAAACAUUUACAUAAAUAACUGCAAAAUAACCCACCUUUAAAUAUAAAUGAAAGUGAAGUAAUAAUAACAACUUCUAUACCAUACGAAAAUACUAAACGCAAGACAACGUGUGUAUAACUCUAAGUAAAUGAUAACUACCAUAACGAAUACGAAUACGAAUACGACUACGAAUACGAAUACGAAUAAUGUAUGUAUAUGCAAUUAAUUGUAAUCCUUGAAAUUAUGCACAAAUCGAGAAUCCAAACAAGAAGAACAACAAACAAAUGCGCACUAAACUACAACAAACAAACAACCGGUGGACAAAACCCGAACAAACAAAUCAAAGACAAAGACAAACAAAAGUUUUAAUCACAUUUUUUGAACGUACGACAAUUGAGGUAAAGGUAUAGAAAACAACACACACAAACAGACAUACAGAUACAUAUAUUUUUGGCCUAUUUUUCUAUAAUCCUAACAAAAACAAGAACGAAAUUUUAAAAGCAAAACGACAACUUCUAUAAGGACAAACCAAAAUGAAAAGACAUAAGUUCGACUGUAAAUAACAAAAGCGAAAAAGGAAUACCCCCAAUGACUUUAUAUUAUGAUUAAACGAAGUACUAACGAAGAUCGUUUAAACUAUUUUACUAUACUUUUCUAUAUACUUUCGUAUUAUUUGUUUAUCUUUCAGCCUAUUUAAAGUAUUUAAUUUUCCUAUAAGGCCUUUGCGUUUUGUGCGCCCUCACAGCAAACAGUAUUGUGUAUAAAAAGAAUUUGUAAAUAAACAUAUUACGUCUAAAUUAGCGAAAAACUUUUUAUUUCCUAUUUUUAAAUGUUUUAUAAUUGUAGAGUAUUUAGUUUAAAGAUUAUUUUUUGAAUACCACGAAAGAAAAUGGAGGCAACUUAGAGAGGAAAAAUCCAAAAAGAGCAAAUACAGAAAAUAAAGCUGAAUAAAAAACAAUUGUUGAAUGUUAAAAAAUACAUACACAUAUACACAAACAACCAUAGGUACAUACACACACACACAUACAAAUAUAAACAUAUAUAUAAGAAUAUAUAGUCGGCCCUUAAACUUGUAUUUAUUUGUAUUUGUAUAUUUGCAGACGAGAAAGAAAAAACUCAGAUAAAAAAAGAAACAUCAAAGAGAAAGAUGGAGAAUAUAAUUAACUAUGAGUAGCAAAUGGCAUUGACAAACAGCGAAUGCCAUUCGCACAAGUUAUCGAAAGAAAAAAUGGUCUAUGAAUUUUGUUGAUUUCGUCUUACCCAACUCUAAUUAAUUAGUAUUUUUGCUGUAAAUAAUUUUCGCCUUUCUUCCUUUUCAACUCGCUGUAUCCCCGUCUCUAUCUUUCUCACACUAAUUUCCAUUGUGUAGGAGGUAUAGUUUUAGCAUAAUUCCCCCCUUUUUAUUUAACAACAGUUUUCUUAACUACUUAUAAUAAUUAAUUAUACAUUAUACGAAUAUAUGAUAAUGCAGAAAAAAAAACAAGAAAAUACACAAAAAAACAAAGAAAAAAUGAAUGAAAACAAAUACACAACUUAAUAUACACUGAAAACGAAACCCAAACAUGCAUUUCUGAUUUUCACUUUGUUACUCUCACAAGAUUUUCAGAAUACUUCACCACUAUAUAAUAUAAACAUAUUAUUUUCUCUCCACAAAAACAACAACUACACCAGACAACACUAACAACAACAACAGCAACAAGUAAGUUAAACACAAAAGCAGGCAAUCAAAUACCAUAUUAUACCAUAUUAUAACUUUCUCUUGGUUCUAGAACAUAAUGCACAUAUUUACCUUUUUGAGUUCGUAGUUCAGCUCUUUCUGAGAAGAAGUAAUAACAUUUUGCGAAAUGCUUUUGUUUUCCUGGCGAAGAACACCUGAAACCGCAAAGUUUGAGAUUAUCCCUGGCAGCCUUGGAUCCUUGAAUCCUGGCUGAAUUCCUUUUGGUAAGUCACAAGGGGAGUCCUUAGGUGCUUUAGUCCUUUAGCCACAUAGAGCUCUUCACUUGGCGGUCAAACAAACUUUUCAACAAGGUCUGGGAAGUAGUUUUAUAUAUUUUAACAAUUCCACAAGUGGAAUGCACAAAGAUAAGUCACAGCACAAAACUCAACUUUAAUGAAAGUAAAUGUAUGUUUGCAGAAAAACCAGGCUAGGGAUUUGGCCACGUGCAUAUUUUCGGUAUAGAGAUUUUGAAAUUGAAUUUGACACAGCUGAUAGGCAGUCAUCGAAUGAGAAAAGAAAAAAAUAUAUUUAAAUUAAUAAUAUCCACGUCUAAAAUAUAAAUGUUUAUUAAACUAAGUGUAGACCCACAAGAGGAAAUUACGUAAUGUAUCUGCUUUUGCUGAGCACAAAAGUGUUAGCCAUCGCCAAAAAAAAAGUACUAUUCAACCAGUAAACUAUAUGUAUUUGAUGUAGAUCCAUGUUUAGUACGACCUAAGAUUCCACCAGAAAGAAUGUUGAAAAGUUUGAAUACAUUAUAAACAGUAGCCAAAGGCAAUUUAUCGAAGCAUUGGAGGCUGCAUUCAACGCCGAAUCAACGAGCAUUUUCAAGCCAGGCUAACAGACUUGGACCUAAAGUGGCCUUCAAUGGGCAUCAGGUGUUGUAGCCAUUGAUUGGGGCCAGCUUUUUAUGACCAUGCCACAAAAAGCCGCACUCAAUGCUAAAACAACCAGAGCCACUGAUGCAAUUCAAUGCCACUUUUAUUCCACUCACAGGUAAACAUUUAUCGCCGAACACUAAAAGCCAAAAAAAAAAGAAGAACAAUUUAUAGAGCUGUCUAUUAAAAAGAUAUCCAAGUCAAACGCAAAAAACAUUUUCACUGUGUUGCUAGGUUUUGUAUGCAAAUUGCAGAAAAUAAAUUGUUGAUAAAGGCAUUUUGACUAGAACAAGGUAGUUUGGAAAAGAGUGAAGAGCUUUACGUCUUUUAGCAAAAUUUAAGAAAUUUAAAAUAGUAUGGUGGUUACAGGAAAUACUUUUACUGAGCUUUAGUCAGCAACAUCUCUUAUUUAAACUAGGUUUCUUUUUUUAUUGAACACAAAUCGAUCUCUUUAUUUACUAUUUUUCAAAUACUUUACCUAUUUUGGCAACUAAUUCGUUUUUAAUUACCUUCAGCCAAGCGUAUACCUUAAUUUCCACCCAAAAUUGAACCCAUUAAAUAUUCAUGCCAUUCAUUAAAAUUAUAUAACAACUUACACAAGCUCACACACACACACACACUCGCCACCUCUAAUAAAUUAUGUUCAAUCGAAACAAUUAGCGAGACAAAUUAUGACAAACAAUUAGCAUUAACGAGUUUGCACUGUUGCACAUUUUAUGUGAUAAAUAAUUAUACCAAAUCAAAAAACGCGUAAAAACCAAAAUGAUAUGUAUUUAAAUGCACCACAAUUGCACUUACCUAAAAAUUGAUUAUGAGAACAUACAAAAAAAAAAACACCUGAAUUCGUAUUAGAGCCUGAUUAACUAGUGAUUCUAUAUUUUAUGUGCAUCGUUGUUGUAGUAAUUUGCACGAAUCAGCACAUAGAGAAUACAAUCCGUACAAUGAGGAAAACCAGGCCGAAACCAAUCGAAUCGAGUUGGUUGGCCAAGCAGAUCAGUCUUCCACGGCACCAAGAUCCCGAAUUUCAGACAUCAGUACACCCUCGUUUAGCUUUGGACGCACAGGGCGAAGUCCCGAUCCGAUCAUAAUCAGGAAUGGCCAGUUUUAAUGGAAUCAAAUGAAUAUUUUCGAGCUAUAAACAUAAGUAGUCACAAGUACCUUAAUGCAAAUCGAAAUGAAUGCGAGGGCCGCGGGGAGUAUGGGACUUCCGGUGGCCACGCCCACUCCACGCCCACAAGGACAUGCAUUCCCUAAAAAAAAACAUGCACACAAUCAAGGCUUAAAAGCAAUCCGUCCUCAAUUGACACUUUUGAGCGGAAUCUCCACAAAACACUCAAGCAGGCCGAGGAGUUCGACUCUAAAGUUUUUAUUAGGUCUAAACUAUUUGCACCCCGCCCCCCCACGACCACGCCCCCAUUUCCACACAUGCACCCGAACACCCACACACCCGCACAUCCGCACACCCCCCCACACCCACACACCCACAACACACACACACCCACACCUACAAGCAAAUGCACUUAAAUUGUAAAUGUUGUGAUUAUAUAGCACCGCCUCAAAGUAUGCACCAAAUUUUUGAAAAAUGUAUUUUUGCACUAUUUUUAAAUGCACAACGGAAACGCCCAGUUUAAAGUUUAAACUAAAAAUAAAACGUAUUUUAACUAAAUUAGUUCUUAAAUGUUAAACAAAAUAUAUAUAUAUACAUACCUAACCGCCUGGAGAGGGUUUUUCCUUUAAAGUUCUUAUGUUAACUUAAACCAAAAGUCAAGAAAAGUCUGCGAAACAUUUUAUUCAAUCGAUAUGCAAUGUAAAUACAGAACAAGGAGGAUGGCUAAAAACGAAGUCUAAGUAAUUUAGAAAUUGUCACUAUGUAAAUAGACCAAACCAAAAGGAAAACCGGACGAACAUUACAGAACAGAACAAAGAGGGCCAGAUGAGGCGACAAAGUUAGGAGAGAUGUUUUUAACUUUAAUUAGAAAGUGUUUUAUGUAUUAUGUACGUACGAGUAUAUGGUAGCCCACGCAGGAAGUCCUACUAAUAAUUUCUAAGCCAUUUAACUUGUAAAUUAUUAUGGUUAUAAAUGUGUAAUGUAAAUGAAAACGAGGCGGAUGCCGGGGGAUUCCCCCAACGUAGCGACCCCGGCAAGAACUACCAGAUAUAUAGAUGUGUACAUGUGUAUGGUUAUAAAUUCAACCCACUUCAGUUUUGCCUACGAGUCAAAGUGCAUAUAGGUGCACUGCAGUUAUAUAUAUUUCCAACUGGUGAACCAAAAACUGGAUUCGAGUUCAAGCGACAAAAACCGAUUAAAACAAAUAGAAACCCAAAAAAAAAA
Molecule: messenger RNA, 10482 nt
Organism: Drosophila suzukii
Lineage: Eukaryota; Metazoa; Arthropoda; Insecta; Diptera; Drosophilidae
Gene: jeb
Product: jelly belly
Biological process (GO): positive regulation of MAPK cascade
Cellular component (GO): terminal bouton
Molecular function (GO): transmembrane receptor protein tyrosine kinase activator activity; protein binding
Source: RefSeq, a predicted model, not a curated record